Messenger RNA from Prunus armeniaca (apricot), 5637 nucleotides. The record is from the annotation of a GenBank genome assembly. Lineage: Eukaryota; Viridiplantae; Streptophyta; Magnoliopsida; Rosales; Rosaceae.
AUGUGGCUGACGCGGAUUCUAUCCAAGGCAUUCUUUUUGUGGACUGAAACGUUCGAAGAGCUUGACUUGACUUGGGUAUUUCAGUAUUAUAUCUUUGCUGCAACACACAACCACUGCCAAGAUAAAAAAUUCACGAAACAAGUCGUUCAGUUCAACUUUUGCCAUUUUCUAGUGGUGAUCAGAGCAGCUGCAGGGUUCAAGCCCAUGGGUUCCAGGGCAGCGCGUGAAGCCUCCUCAAUACAAUGGAAAUACCACAUAUUCUUGAGCUUCAGAGGUGAAGACACGCGCAAUGGCUUCACGUCCCACCUUCACAAGGCAUUAAAAAGCAGGGGAUAUGAUGUUUUUAUGGACGAGGACGAUCUACAAGUAGGGCAAGUUAUAAAACCAGAACUGUUGCAGGCAAUCGAAAAGUCCAAGAUCUCUGUAAUUGUCUUCUCAACGAGGUAUGCAGAUUCCAGUUGGUGUCUUGAUGAGCUGGUGAAGAUCAUGGAGUGUAGAAGAACACUGAAUCAAAUCGUUUUGCCAAUAUUCUACAAUGUGGAUCCUUCAGACGUCAGGCAUCAGACUGGUACUUUGGCAUCUGAUUUUCAGAAACAUACCAAGCAACAUAAAGAUGAGGUGAUAAAGGAGUGGAGAAAGGCUCUUACUGAAGCUGCGAAUUUGUGUGGCGAGGAUCUCAAAGACAGGAAUGAAGCAAAGUUUAUCGAGGCAUUCAUUGAGAAUAAUAUUGUCGGACGGCUGUCCACAACUCCCCUACCAGUAGCCGCUUACCCGGUUGGAGUCGACUCUCGUGCACAUGAUAUGAUCAGUUAUAUUUUAGGUGGUGGAUCACAAGAUGUUGUCGUGAUUGGAAUUUGGGGGAUGGCCGGACUGGGCAAAACAACAGCUGCGAAGGCCAUUUAUAAUCGAAUUAAGGAUAAAUUCGAAGCUCAUGGUUUCCUUGGAGACAUUAGGGACACUGCAAAUAGACAUGGUCUUAUUUAUUUGCAAAAACAACUUCUUGCUAAAAUCUACAAGAAACCGACCAUUGACAUAAGUUGUGUUGAUGGAGGGAUGGGUAUGAUAAAAGAAAAACUUGGACGUAAAAGGGUACUUGUAAUUAUCGACGAUGUAGAUAAACAGGAGCAACUCGAAGCGAUAGUUGGAAAUCGUGAUUGGUUUGGCUCUGGAAGUAGAAUUAUAAUAACUACUAGAGAUAAACAUUUUCUAGACGUACUUCGUGUGAAUAAAACUUUCACGGUUCCAGAAAUGAAUCCAGAUGAAGGUCUUGAGCUCUUUUGUUGGCACGCCUUUCAAAAAGGUUGUCCUAAUAAACGAUAUCUUGAACUCUCGAAAAAGGUAGUUUCUUAUAGUGGAGGUUUGCCGCUGGCACUCAAAGUUUUAGGCUCUUUCUUGGUUGGAAGAACCAUAGAAGAGUGGGAAAGCCAAUUGGAGGAAUUGGAAGGAAUCCCUCCAAAAGAUAUUCUAAAACAACUGAGAAUAAGCUAUGACGGUCUAGAUCAUAUCGAGAAGUGUAUAUUCCUUGAUAUAUCUUGUUUCUUCAUUGGAAUGAACAAAGACCAUGUCAAAAAAAUAUUAGAUGGAUGUGGCUAUAAAGCAGAAAUAAAAAUCAGUGUCCUCCUUCAGCGGUGCCUUGUAACUGUUAAUGAAGAGAACCAGCUAACGAUGCAUGAUCUACUUCGAGAAAUGGGCAGAGCAAUCUGUCAAGAAGACCGGAGUAGAUUGUGGCUCAGCCCUGACGAUUUGACAGAUGUAUUGGAAGACAAAUCUGGAACUAAAAAAGUUGAAAGACUUGCUCUAAAUCUGCGAAGCUCGGAAAAGGCUAGUUUCGGUACUGAAGCAUUUAGCAAAAUGAGAAAACUGAAAUUGCUCCAGCUCAACUAUGUAGAGCUCACCGGAGAGUACAAAUUUCUUUCCAAAAAUUUAAGAUGGUUGUGCUGGCAUGGAUUCCUUCUAGAUUCGAUACCAGGUGACUUUGAUCUAACAAGCCUAAUUGCUAUGGACCUGCAGUUUAGCAAACUCAAAGUAGUUUGGAAGGAUUGCAAGUUGCUUAAGAAGUUGACAAUCAUUAAUCUGAGUCAUUCUCAUGAUCUAACAACAUCACCAGACUUUUCAAAAGUCCCAAAUCUCGAGGAGUUGAUAUUGGAAUGUACGAGUUUGUCUGAUGUCCAUGAAUCCAUUGGUGAUCUCAAAAGACUUGCUUUGGUAAAUCUUGAACACUGCAAAAUGCUUAAAGAUCUCCCAUUGAAUUUAUAUAGAUCCAAGUCUAUUGAAACUCUUCUACUUAAUGGUUGUUCAAGAUUUGAAAACUUGGCUGAGGGUUUAGGGGACAUGGUAUCAUUGAGAACUCUGGAAGCAGACGAUACAGCUGUAACAAAAAUACCAUCUUCCAUAGUAAAAUUGAAGAACCUGAGAUCUUUAUCUCUAUGUGGUUUGGAACGACUGCCAAGCCUACGUGGUCUUUCAAAGCUGGAAUAUUUGUGUUUAAAUGACUGCAGAAAACUUCGUGCAAUCCCAGAAUUACCGACAAAUCUGAAAGUUCUGAGAGGGUUUGGCUGCACAGCAUUGGAAACAAUGCCAGAUUUUUCAGAAAUGUCAAGUAUAAGAGAAGUGUAUUUAUCUGAUUCGUGCAAACUCACUGAGAUUCCUGGCCUGGAUAAGUCAUUAAACUCCGUGACAAGGAUUCAUAUGGAAGGCUGCACCAAUCUCACCACCAAUUUCAGAAAGAAAAUCCUACAGGGAUGGACUUCUUGCGGAUUUGGAGGCAUUUAUCUUGAAGGGAUUUUUGGUAUUCCUAAGUGGUUCAAGUUGGUCGGUAAUGAGUACAAUGAAGUGGAUUUUGAAGUGCCCCAAAAUUUCGGUUGUGAUUUAAAAGGGUUAACGUUGUGUUGUGUUUACUCUUCAGACAACCCAAAACCAAAAGAUGGUCUUGGCAUUAUGGUUAGAAAUGUAACGCAGGGAACUACUUUGCACACCUGGCCAGCAAUUGCCUCGGUAAAAACAGACAGUAAACCUGAAGAUUAUUAUCUUUGGCAGGGACAACUAUCGAACAAUAGGCUCAGUUUGCAAGGUGGGGAUAAAGUCUUGCUUUCUGUAUUUGCUACAGUUGAUUUUGUGAAAGUGAAGAAAGCAGGGUUCAAUCUAGAAUGGGACAAAGUUAUGAAGGAAAAUAUGCAUGAUUCGGAUCCUCAUCUAUAUGAUUUGGACCCAAAUCCUGAUUGGUUGUCGAGAACUCCAGAUGAGGCAGGACCAAUCCAAGGCGAACCAUUAAGAGAAUCAGUUCUUGCAAGCUGCAAUUUAACUGAUACUGCAAUCUACAACGAUUAUGCGGCAGGACGAAAUCUCAAGAGGUUGAUGUUGAAAGGUUGUAAGAAUAUGUCUGAGGUUUACUCAGUUGGAAUUACUUCUUGGGUGCGGGAUUUGAGUGAUCAGUUAGAUCUUGAAUUAUCUGAAAAAGUUGAAAAAGCAGGUUCUACAGAUGUUCGCAUGAUUGGUAUCCUGGGGAUGGGCAGCGUUGGAAAAACAAUGCUUGCCAAAACCAUUUAUAACAAAUUUGAACGUAUCUUUGAAGGUAGGAGUUUCCUUGCAAACGUGAGGGAAGUAAUUGCACACCAACCCAUUACUGGUCUGGUUGGUUUGCUAGAACAACUUCUAAAUGAUAUCUUGAAAAGCAAGGACCCCAUAAAGGUUGAUUCUGUUGAGGUGGGGAUCGAUAUGAUAAGAGCAAGAAUUUCCUGUAAAAGAGCACUUGUCAUAAUUGACGAUGCAGAUGAUCUACAGCAACUAAAAGUAAUAGCUGAAGCUCGUGAUUGUUUUGGUCCUGGAAGUAGAAUUGUUAUAACAACAAGAAAUAAACAUUUGCUAGAGCAAGUUGGAGUGGAUAGCAUAUAUAUGGCUGAAGAAAUGGAUGAAAAAGAAGCUCUAGAGCUUUGGCAUGCCUUCGAAAGUUGUUAUCCUAAUCAAGAAUAUCUUGACCUCUCAAAACGUGUAAUUCGUUACUGUCAAGGUUUGCCACUAGCACUUGAAGUUUUAGGGUCUUUUCUGAAGGAAAGAACCACAUCAGAGUGGGAAAGCCAUCCUGAUGGAGAUAUUCAAAAAGUACUCAGAAUAAACUUUUACAGCCUACCUGAUGAUACAACAAGAGACAUAUUCCUUGAUAUAUCUUGUUUCUUUAUAGGAAUGGACAAGGAAUAUGUAACACAAAUAUUAGAUGGAUGUGGCUUUUAUGCAACGAUAGGAAUCAGUGUCCUCAUCGAACGGUGCCUUGUAACUGUUAGCAAGCAAAACAAGCUGAUAAUGCAUGAUUUGCUUCGAGACAUGGGAAGAGAGAUCGGAACUGAAAAAAUUGAAGGUGUUGCUCUAGAUUGCUAUUACAAAACUUUCAGUGCACAAGCAUUUACCAACAUGAAAAAACUGAGGUUACUCCACAUCAGCGGAGUAGAGCUCACUGGAGAGUGCAAAGAUUUUCCCAAAAAGUUAAUAUGGUUGUGCUGGCAUAGAUUCCCUUUAGAGUCCAUACCAGAUGACUUUCCUAUGCAACCAAAACUAGUUGCUUUAGACCUGCAAUUUAGCGAACUCAAAAUAGUUUGGAAGGAUUGCAAGUUGCAUCAGAAUUUGAAAAUCCUUAAUCUCAGCCAUUCCCGUAGGCUAACAAAAUCACCAGACUUUUCAAAACUCCCAAAUCUCGAGGAAUUGAUAUUGCAAUACUGUGUGAGUUUGUCUGAGGUUCACUCGUCCAUCGGGGAUCUUGGAAGACUUUCUUUGUUGGCUGAGGGCUUAGGGGACAUGGUAUCAUUGACAACUCUGGAAGCGGAUGAGACAGCCGUACCAUCUUCCAUAUUCAAAUUGAAGAAACUGAAAGUUUAUCAUUAUGAUCUCGGUAGCCUAAUUUCCUUAGAAAAUUUAGAUCUUGCAGGAAAUGAUUUUUGCCGCCUACCAAGCCUCAGUCGUCUUUCAAAGCUUCAUGAUUUGUCUUUAAAUAAGUGCAAAAAUCUUCGUGCAAUCCCAGAUUUACCAACAAAUUUGAAAGUCUUAAAAGCAGAUGGCUGCAUUGCAUUGGAAAAAAUGCCAGAUUUUUCAGAAAUGUCAAAUAUAAGAGAAUUGCAUCUAAGUGAUUCGGGCAAACUCACUGAGAUUCCAGGCCUGGAUAAGUCAUUAAACUCCAUGACAUGGAUUCAUAUGGAGGACUGCACUAAUCUCACUGCCGAUUUUAGGAACAACAUCCUACAGGGAUGGACUUCUUGCGGAUAUGGUGGCAUUUCUAUCAGUGGAAAUGAUAUUCCUGAUUGGUUUGACUGUGUCCAUGACGAUGAUAUUGUGUAUUCCACUGUGCCUCAAAGUGGUGGUCGUAAUCUGAAAGGGUUAACUUUGUCCUCCGUUUACUCUCUAGACUCGUUCAACAGUAGUCACAUGAGGAUUAGCAUUAAAAACAUGACCGAGGGUACUGAGCUUGACGUCAGGAUCACACCCCUUUCCAGUUGUCGAACUGAGGGUUAUUAUCUUUGGCAGGGACAGUUAUCAAAUGACGAGCUCAAAUUGCAAGACGGUGAUAAAGUCUUGAUUGAAAUAAUACCCGAAAAGGGUUAUCGGGGGAAGGUGAAGAAAACAGGUGUUAGUCUGGUAUGGGACAAAUUAUGA